CUGUCCCUAGCUGUAUCACUUUUCGAUAUUUCUUGAUAUUUCAGUUUAAAUUUUAGUUCUAGYGCGUUUUAUUUUGCGUUUUUAAAAGCAUCAAUAUGGAUAGCAAACAAUUCCGUGAAGCAGGGAAGCAAAUGAUCGACUUCAUCGCCGAUUAUUUUGAUAAUAUYGAGAAACUUCGAGUAAUACCCGAUGUUAAACCAGGAUUUCUACUUGAUACUCUUCCUUCAUCUUCACCUCAACAGGGCGAAGAUUUCUCUAAGAUUUUUAMAGAUUAUGAAAGUCAAAUUAUGCCUGGGAUUUAUCAGUGGAAUAGUCCAACAUUCCAUGCAUUUUAUCCCAGUGGAGCUUCAUAUCCAUCUAUUCUUGGUGAGCUUCUUAGUGCGGCAACAGCAGGCGUUGGAUUUUCUUGGGAUGUGAAUCCUUCAUCCACUGAACUUGAGAUAGUAGUGCUGGAUUGGUUAGCUAAGAUGUUGGAUUUACCUAAAGAGUUCAUAGCUAUGAAUCCAGAUCAGGGAAGUGAUGGCAAAAGAGGAGGUGGAGUAAUCCAGGGAACUGCAACAGAGUGUGUAGUUGUUUCUAUGUUGGCUGCUCGUAGAAAAUCCCUUGAUUAUCUUAAAGAAAAACAUCCCAAUGAACCAGAGUCUGCAUUACUUGGCAAGCUUGUGGCUUAUGCUUCUCAACUGUUCUGUGCAAAUCUGGGCACUACAAUUGCUUGUUCCUUUGAUAACUUGGAAGAAAUUGGUCCAAUUUGCAAAAAAUGGAAUAUAUGGCUACAUGUGGAUGCUGCUUAUGCAGGGACAUUCUUUCUAUGUCCUGAAUUCAGACAGUACACCAAAGGGAUGGAGUUUGCAGACGCCUUCAAUUUCAAUUGUCAUAAGCUGAUGUUGACCAACUUUGACUGYGCUCCUCUUUGGGUGAAAGACAGGGGCGMCCUUAUGAAUGCGCUCAGCGUUGAUAGAUCUUAUUUCAAGAAUGAUGAUACAGGUAUCGUGACAGAUUUUAGGAAAUGGCAGAUUCCUCUCGGUAGACGCUUUCGUUCAUUAAAACUUUGGUUUGUACUGAGAUCUUUCGGAGUUGAAGGACUACAACGCCACGUAAGAAAGAAUAUAGAAAGAACAAAGUUAUUUGAAAGCUUGGUUGAGAAAGAUGACCGCUUUGAGUUCUGGCCAAGAAAACCUAAUCUAGGAUUGGUGUGUUUUAGGUUGAAGGGGGAUGAUGAGUUGACCAAGAAUUUGGCGAAAAGGAUCAACAGUUCAGGAAAGUUAUCUUUGUCUGCUGUUCUGUUUAAAAACCAGACUGUUGUACGAUUUCAUGGCGGAACUUUCAACACUGAAGAACGGCACGUGCAUGAAACGUGGGAAACAAUUCAGAACGAGACUGACUUUUUGUUGAAAUCAUUAUAAAAUGGUGAUUGAGAGGCAACGUGUUAGUCCCUUG
This is a messenger RNA of Exaiptasia diaphana, 1437 nucleotides long. Its product is annotated as aromatic-L-amino-acid decarboxylase. Gene Ontology annotation, biological process: amino acid metabolic process. The record is from RefSeq and is a predicted model, not a curated record. The transcript is spliced from 13 exons. Lineage: Eukaryota; Metazoa; Cnidaria; Anthozoa; Actiniaria; Aiptasiidae. Gene Ontology annotation, molecular function: pyridoxal phosphate binding; carboxy-lyase activity. The coding region runs from base 96 to 1403 and encodes 435 amino acids.